CCGACACGAGAGAGCAUGGCGUGCUAACAGCUAGCUAGCAUGCUAACAUGCUAACGGCUAACAACAAUGAGCCGUAUUUGGCGCUCUAGCGGGCAAAAGUUUGGAUUUAAAGGGAAAGGAUGAGUUCAUCGCUUCUUUUUUGUUGUAUUUUCCUCAAAAUAUUUGACAACCUACAUGAAUUACGCCAGGUUGAUAGUUGUGUGUUUUUAAGACACAAAUAAUUGAUGGAACAGCCCGGUAGCUUUUUGUUUCUUCACUUCACACAGAGAGAGAGACAGAUAGCGCUGCUGCUGACCGCUUCUUGUUUCCAGUGUUUCCCUACAAACAAAACCCUACACUGAACAAUGUCUAACAUCGACUACUUUCAUUGUGUUUGUGCUAGUAACCUCACAAAGUCUGCAAGGUGUUGAGAAGAGUAACAUAGCCGCCAGAUAACGAGGAUUAAACGCUGCGUUGUGUUGUGGUGGGUGUAACGUCUCUGCCGUCUCUAAGGUUACACCGUGCGGAGUGUGGGAAAGUUUGUGAGCCUUCAGUCGUUACCGCGUCAAAAUAUUUUUUGCCAUAACACCGACCAAACAAACAGACUAUGUUUGGCUUUCACAAGUCAAAGAUCUACCGGAGUAACGACGGCUGUUGCAUCUGCAAGACCAAGUCCUCCAGUUCACGCUUCACAGACAGCAGCCGAUAUGAGGAGACCUUCGAGCUGUGUUUUGGGCUGUCAGAAGAUCGUGUUGGAGACAUUUGCAAUGCCUGUGUGUUGCUGGUGAAGAGGUGGAAGAAGCUACCUAAUGGCUCCAAGAAGAACUGGAACCACGUGGUGGAUGCCAGAGCUGGACCAGGCUUCAAGAUGACAAAGCCCAAGAAGAUCAAGAACGGUGAUGGGAAGAAGAAAAGCAAGCUGAAGAAGCUUCAUAAGUUAAAGAGACAAACAGACUCAGAUGCCCACAGUAGUACCUCCAGUGUGUCUCCGGCGCAGUCUCCCAGUUACAGCAACCUGUCAGAUGAUGGCUCAGACAUCGAGUCCAAACAAAGACGCCCGACUCCCUCCACUUUCUCAUUCCUGGACCGUUCGUACUGGAAAAGGCAAAAGGUGUGCUGUGGGAUUGUCUAUAAGGGGCGGUUUGGAGAGGUGAUUAUUGAUCCCCGGCUCUUCAAGCCCUGCUGCAGCUCCAAAAAACAGAAGACACUGGUGUCCACGCAAGUGGCCACACAUCUUCCAGACCCACAUCUUCCAGACACACUUCCUCCACAACUCCCAGAAGAAAUGAAAGAAACCUGGUGAUUGCUUUUGUUGAAUCCCCCUGUAGGGUUAUCCAUGGCAUCCACCUGGAUUUGUCUCCAGUGGCAGACCUCUCAUUCCCACUCACCCCACUAGAUCAAUUUGUUUGAUGUUUCCUUUCCAUGUAAUGUUCCUUUUUUAUAUGGGUAUUUUUUUUUAAUCUUUUGUAUAGAGUUGAUUUUCUUUUUUUAUAGAAAGCAAAAAGAAAAAAAAAAACUUGUUAUGGGCAUUAGUGUUAUUUAUAGGUUGAGGAAGCAAAUUUUGUCAAAGCUCCAUUUCUGAUUCAGAAUUGUUUUAAUUUUGUAUUAAGUGAUCAACGUUUUGUAAAUAUUUUGUCACCUUUUAAUACAUAUCAAGACUGUUCUAUUUUUUUUUUCAUAAUUUGUCUAAUUGUAAAUGCAUAUGAACACCAGCUAUUCUAAUACCAGCUUUUUUUGUGUAUGUUGGAGUGGUUCUUCAACAUGUUGCUGCAAUGUUUUGUCUUAUCUGUUUGUUCCACAUGUGCGACUGCGUGAGUCUGUAGGAUUUUUAGCACACAAAUGGCUAUCGGCUACCCCAGGGAUCAUUAGAACAACUGUUCUCUAUGAAUUUAAUGAGCUUUUUAAUGUUUGUAUAGAUAGGAACGCAUAAUUUCUCUGACAUUUUCACAGUUUAAGCAUGCUAGUUUGAAACACUCCAUUUGAAUUUUCUCCUUAGUUGGUGCACAUUGACUCAGAUAGAUGUGGUUAGACCAUGCAUGCAGUACAUUCUUCUGCCUUUUGGAAUGACAAAAGUGAUUUCUUUCUUUUGUACAGCCUCCAAUGAAAUGACAAUACAUGUUGUAAAGCAAAUGUUUUUAAAAUGGAUUUUGUAAAUACAGUCACAAUGUUUGGCUCUUGGUACAUCAAAACCUUUUUGAAUUACAGGAAUAGCAAACUACUACUUCUGUAAAAAAAAAAAGUUUUUGUGUGUCUGAAAGGUGUUUAAAACACAUGCUUUAAACCAGUUAAUAGGUUUUUAUCACAUUUUCACAUCUCAGACUUAUUUCUGUAAAGGCGUGCAAAGCUGUAGCCUAUGCUCAGUAGAAAUAUGUGUAAACUGCAGGGAACAGUAGAUGUUUAAUUGCCGCAUCAGUGAGCUGCAAUAAUCCUUAUUUGUUUAAUUGCUAAUGGCAUGCAAUGGUCAGAAACAGAUCCUACAGGAAACACCUGACCUAUGUUUUAUGGUUACUAAUGCUGUUGGAGAAAAUGUGUUUAUGAUUGCCAUUUCUGUAAUUUAUCUUCAGAAGUAAUUGUCAAAGUUCAAACUAUGCAGACAUUUUGAAUGUGAUAAGUGCUCUGGGGCUGUCCGUCACUCUCGCUAUUACAGUAUAAAGUGAUGGAUCCUUACUCAACCAAAUUGGCUUGUAAAAAGCAUCCAUUAUUUCAGCAAUAAUUUUACAUUUUCCUAAUCAAAAUUCAUAAUUGUCUCAAAAUAUGUCUUAUGUAUGUCAUGUAAAAAUAAUGCUCAGAUUGCACAGUUUUAGCCAUGGUGCAUACUGUCUCUCAAAUUAAUACUGUAAUGACACGGUUGUUGUUUUUUUUGCAUUAUUGUAACCAAUCUCAAACUUCAUGAAUUGACAGGCAAUGCUCUGUAAAGUUGCUUAAUAUAUAAACUUUUCUGCGGCAGGGUAGUUAAAUGCUGAACAUGUUUUAUGAUUAUUAUUAAAAGGAGAAAUGCUGCUCCCUUUUAA
This is a messenger RNA of Sebastes umbrosus (honeycomb rockfish), 2990 nucleotides long. RefSeq names its product SIN3-HDAC complex associated factor, like (gene sinhcafl). The transcript is spliced from 6 exons. Bases 587 to 1282 code for a protein of 231 amino acids. The record is from RefSeq and is a predicted model, not a curated record. Lineage: Eukaryota; Metazoa; Chordata; Actinopteri; Perciformes; Sebastidae. Gene Ontology annotation, biological process: negative regulation of cell migration.